AUGGAAAGUGAGCAUACAAAUAAAACCCAAGAAAUGAAGACUGACCUGAAGUUAUUGUUGGAAUGCCUGAAGUAUCAUAUGGGCAACCCUUUGUCACAGAAAGAAGUUUUGAUCACUAUUCAUUCAGUUUGUCAGCAAAACAGUGAAGCAGGCAUUUAUUUCCGGGAUAUUGGUGGUUUGAUGUUUAUAAAAAAUCUUGCAAAGUCAAGUGAGCAUAGCAUGGUAAAAGAAGCAGCCUUAUACACCUUAGCAUCUAUUGCAGAAGAAAAUGUUUACUGUCAACAAACAUUGUGUACUUCAGAAAUAUUUCAGGAUUUAACCUUGCUCUUAUCUAAUGAUGAUUCAAACACAAAUUUGAAAAGAAUGUCUUUGUAUGUUCUUUUGGUUCUGGUUUCAAAUAAUAGGAAUGGACAAACUCUUGUGAGAGAAACAGGUUGUAUUGAAGUUCUGUCACAGUUGUUCAGGACAGUUCUUUCCAAUUAUAAGUUGAAUUUGUCAGAUAAUAAUGUUUUCCAGAGUUAUCUGUUAUGGUCUUCGGUGUGCAGUACUCUGUCUGUAUGUGUCAACAAUCCUCAAAAUGAUGAGAAUCAAACACUUUGUUGUUCACUUUUUCCAUAUGCUAAUGAAUGGCUAAUGAAUUGCAUGAAACCUGAGAUAAUUCGCCCUAUAUGUUCAUUUAUUGGACUUACUCUUGCCAAUAAUACACAUGUUCAGAACUGCUUUGUAUCUGCGGGUGGACUAGAUGUUCUAUCUCAAGUUCUCGUCCAACUGGAGUCUGAGUCACACAAUACUCUUUCCAGUGCAAAGCUUGCAGUGGUGGUGACAAAGACCAUGAAUGCAUGUAUUACUAAUAAUUCUACUUUUACAGUGGUAUUAUCCAAAUACCACAUUGUUUCUACACUUCUGGCAUUACUGCUUCAUGAAAGUCUUGAUUCAGGAGAAAAAUUUAGCAUCAUACUUGCCAUUGGUCACUGCACAGAGGAUUGUGAGGAAAAUCAGUUUGAACUUUUAAAAAACAAUGGGCUUCCACUGAUGAUACAAGCCUUAACUGAUUUUAAGAAUGAAGAUCUAAGCAAAGCUGCCACUUAUGUGCUUUACAACUGCAAAAAGAUUACUGAGAAGUUAUCUCUAAGUCUAGGAGAGAAUACUUUUCAUGAAAAUGGAGCAGAACAACUAAAGGACAUAAAUGAAAAGGAGAAUCUUAAAGAGUACUGGAAGGCAGCAAAGGAAAUUAUAUGCAGAAUAAAACAAUUUGAAAGAGAAGAAAAAGAGGAAAAACAAGAAAGUGGACAAUAUAAGGAUAAUACCUCAUCUGUGAAAAUAAAAAUACAGACCAAUUUGAAACAUCUCCGUGCAGAUAGUAUUGGAGGUACCAAAGCAGAAGAUAAGACUACAAACCAGUCUAGACAGUUUCAUAACUAUGAGUCCAGUGGAAUCAUGUCUAAAGCUUGUGCAAAUGAAAAUGAAAGGAAGACUCUGAAAAAAAUCAUGAAUCCAGUUAAUCCUUUUUAUAGGGAGAGAGGACAAAAUAAUGUUUUACACAAAGCCACUUCAAGCUCCACUCAAAACUUAAAUGAAAACAAGACUUUUGACCAAAAGGUUUCUAAUUCUCAACCAAGUGAUCAUGUUGUUAAACAUCUGACUCACACUGUCAAAAAUAGAAAGCAGCAGGUACCAGAAACAGAUCCAUUUACAUUGUGUUUAGACAUAAUAGAUAAAGAAGUUGGUUUUCAAGCAACUAACAGCUGUUUCAGAAUGUUGAAAUAUAGGUGCACAGGUUGUAUAGUAGUAAGAAAACUCCUCAACAGCCGCAAUUUUAGCAAGCUUUUGCACUCUUGUGCAUACCAAUGUGAUCAUCAUAAAGUCAUUAUGGAAGCCGAAGACAAAUAUAAAAAUGAACUAAGGAAAGCAUUUAUCUGUGAAAAAAAAAUUUUGCUGACGCCUCGUAGAAGACCACUACUUAGUAAAGAACCUACUGCCUCUGAAGGACUAAAAAAAAGAAGAAUUCGUAAAAACUUUACCAAAGAAGAAAUAAAUUAUCUUUUCCAUGGAGUUAAAAAAAUGGGAAAUCAUUGGAAUUCAAUUUUGUGGUCUUUCCCUUUUCAGAAAGGAAGAAGGGCUGUAGACCUUGCUCACAAAUACCACAAGCUCAUGAGAGGCCACAGCUGUGCAGCCAUGUGACUGGAAGAAAUUCAGUUGUUUUUGGGUUUUUUUUGUUUUUGUUUUUGUUUUUUUUUUUGUUUGUUUGUUUGUUUGGUUUGGACUCUUAAAAUAGAAUUUCUUAGAAGAUACAAAAAUGUUCAAAGUUCUUAACUCUGUUGAUGAGACAGGGAUUGAUGAAACAGAGAUAGUUUAAGUUAAAUGAUUUUUGUGAUACA
Psammomys obesus (fat sand rat) is the source of this 2378-nucleotide messenger RNA. RefSeq names its product telomere repeat binding bouquet formation protein 1 (gene Terb1). Bases 1 to 2181 code for a protein of 726 amino acids. The transcript is spliced from 17 exons. Lineage: Eukaryota; Metazoa; Chordata; Mammalia; Rodentia; Muridae. The record is from RefSeq and is a predicted model, not a curated record. Gene Ontology annotation, biological process: meiotic attachment of telomere to nuclear envelope; homologous chromosome pairing at meiosis.